AUGUCCGAUCGAGCGUCAGAGUCUAACAAUUCUAGUGCUAAUAGAACUGCUAAUAGUAGAAGUCCGUAUUUUUGUCAUCAAUGCCAUGUUGACAUUGAGCCUUUAAUGGCUCCCAAUCCAACCUGUCCUCGCUGCAAUGGUGAAUUCGUAGAAGAGAUUGUAGAAAAUAAUGAUCUAAGGGAAUUUGUUGAGCAUGGUGGAGGGCAGGAAACCGAUGAUGAAUUCGAUGAUACUCAAUUUCCUACGGGAAAUCCUCAAAAUGGAUUAAACGAAAUUUUACAACUCAUUCAGAGUAUGCUCAGACCUAAUACUCCUGUGCGAGUACAAACAGAAAGUCGGGAUGGUACAACUACAACAACUAUAACAGCUACAGGAUCAACAAUAAUGCCAGCAACAGGAAAUACUGUCCGACAAGAUGAAGGUCAGAAUACUAGUAAUACUAGUGAUGACCGUGCAUCUCCACCAUUUGACAUUGCACAAAUGUUAGAAAACUUUGGAGCAAAUAACGCAGCAAAUUUCAUGAAUAUAUUUAACAUCGCAGGUGAUCCAGCAGAUUAUGCAUGGAAUAAUACAGGAUUUGAUAAUAUCAUCUCACAAUUGAUGGAACAACAAGCUGGAAGACAAGCCCCACCACCAGCCACAGAUGAAAUGAUUGAGAAUUUACCAAAGACGAAGAUCUCAAAAAAACAAAUCGUGGAAGAACAAUUGGGGUGCCCGGUUUGUAAAGAUGAAUUUAAAAUAGGCGAAGAAGCGGUAGAUCUGCCUUGCACUCAUACUUUUCAUUACGAUUGUAUAAAACCAUGGUUAAAAAUGAAUGGAACUUGUCCUGUAUGUCGGUAUUCGUUAAUCAUUCAGGAUAAUAAUGAACAAAAUGGUAAUGAUGGUACUGGUUCAUCAGGUAAUAAUAAUAGCAAUAGAUUCAGCUCAGCAUUUCGAUUCAAUUCCAAUUCUUCUCUGCCUGGAACAUAUCCAGGAAAUCAGCAAAAUAAUGGACAGAAUCGUCAAGGUGAUUCGAGUGAUCAUAUGGACCUGGAUCAUGAACCUGUUGAUUAA
Molecule: messenger RNA, 1053 nt
Organism: Funneliformis geosporum
Lineage: Eukaryota; Fungi; Glomeromycota; Glomeromycetes; Glomerales; Glomeraceae
Source: the annotation of a GenBank genome assembly